CAUAAAUUCAAAAUAAUGUAUCAUUAAUAUUAUUUUAUUUUAUUUUUUUUACCAUCUUAAUUAUUCUUAGUUCAUGUGCACGGUCCAUCACAAUUCUGUGGUUAUAAUCGUCAUUAGAUCUUUUGUGUAUUAUGAUCUAAGGUCAUUCGUCUUAUCGUUUCGAUGACUUAUCAAAUUAGUCGUCAAUCGUCCACUAGUCUUUCGUGAAUAUUUUAACUGCUAAAACUUUAACCAACUUUGUAUUGCUAUUCUCGCUUAACGUUUAAAAUAUAAUAUACGUAUAUUUAAUUAUUACUAAUAUACUGAUUAUCGUGACGGCAUUUUAAUUAUUAACGGAAUACAAACCCAACUUUUAUCAAGAUUCCAUACGAUUUAAAAUCGUUGAUUUUUUUUUGACUGAUAAAUAACAUUGGGUUCGUUUUAACCGAACUCGACCACCGGAAUUAUAAAUGCUCAUGGAUCAACAACCAAAUUCGUAUUUUUAUCAAGGCCUGUUAAGUUGUCCCGCCCACUUGUACGAGUAGAUAUCAAGAACAAUCCUAUGCCAUUUUUUUAUUAAAAAAAUUGCAACAUAGUUUGGUUAUAUGGAAAUGCUAUCAAAUGGAUAUAGAUGUAUCAAAAAAUGUUCCAAUGCAUUAAAGCAAUCCUUAUUUGAUUGGAUCCUUCAUAAAUUUAACAAUUUAUUGACCAGAACCAUGAGUGACAUCCCAACAGCAUCUACAUCGACAGCAUCAACAUCAUCAGCUUCUACUUCACAAAUCAUGCCCUAUACUUUCGACAAUUCAUGUUCAAUGCGAGAUUUAGAUUAUACAACUACUGAAGAAUCAGAAAUUUCGUCCGAUGAAGAAUCUGAAAUAAUUGAUGAUGAAUCAAGCUAUUCAAAUGAUGUUAUUUGCAAGUUGGAACCAAUAAUUGACGAUAACAUGGACGAUACAUCAUGGUCAUCUACAGCAUCAUCCAAUACAUCAUAUGGUGAUAAAUCGAGUUCUGAAAAUUCUGAAACGGAAUCAAUUUUAAAGGAGUUGAUUAGAGAGAGCUGGUCUCUUGAUAAAUCAACUACUAAUCAAGAAAAUACAGAGAGUUUAAUAUCACCAAUACUCAUACUAGUCCAGCAACCAUGUGAAACUGAAGGCCAGAUGAAUGAAAUUGGAAUCGACCUUAUUAACGUCGAAGAACAUGCAAAACGACUUAAAGAACUAGAAAAAGAAAUUGAUUUUAUAGAAUCGACAGAAUGGAUGUAUCGUCCAAUAGAUUCAUCUAUUAGAUAAUAAUAAUUCAUUUAAUAAUCAAAUUUGUUAUACAUAUGCACAUUCUUCUACUAAAAGACAAAAUUGUAUACAAAUUUUAAAUCUAAAAAAAUAUAAACAUA
Molecule: messenger RNA, 1369 nt
Organism: Rhopalosiphum maidis (corn leaf aphid)
Lineage: Eukaryota; Metazoa; Arthropoda; Insecta; Hemiptera; Aphididae
Exons: 6
Coding region: 585-1268 (227 amino acids)
Source: RefSeq, a predicted model, not a curated record